This is a messenger RNA of Letharia columbiana, 156 nucleotides long. RefSeq lists its product as uncharacterized. The record is from RefSeq and is a predicted model, not a curated record. The transcript has a single exon. Lineage: Eukaryota; Fungi; Ascomycota; Lecanoromycetes; Lecanorales; Parmeliaceae. The coding region runs from base 1 to 156 and encodes 51 amino acids.
AUGACAAACGAACGUGCAAAGUCGGCUGCAGGGACAACGACGGACUUCGUCGUCAUCGAGGCACCUAACAUUAUCGUCGCCGCCGAUCUAGAUAACCUGUCACGAGACGUCGAACCUUCUGUUCACUUCUACACAGUAUUGAAAAAAGACGGAUGA